CAAAAAAGGGCACAUUGACCUAUUUCUCCCUUUUCAAGCUCAAACCUUUCCUUUCUUCCAAACAAGACACAAAGAACUACAACUCCCUUAAACUCCUAAGUCCAGUCACUUUCUUAAAUAACUACACUUUCUUCCUUCUCUUUUCACUAUUUCUUACUUUUAAUUUUAUAUUAUUAUACACCUUUUUAUUCCUCAGAAAAGAAAUCUCAACUUUUCCUAACCCAAAUUGCUUAUCCAUGGAAGAAGAAACACAAGAUUCCAACCCACUUACAAAUUUAACUCCUGCUCAGAAUAACACCAGAAACAACCAUCGUCGUCACCACCACCACCACCAUCAUCACCAUCAUCAUCAUCAAUACCAUCAUCAUCAUGCCAUUAACAUUGUUAAUCCUUAUUAUAAUAAUAAUAAUAGUUAUAACAGAUUAAUUGGGUAUUUUGAUGAGCAGCAGAGGCAGCAGCAGAAUUACAAAGGGAUUCUUCCUUUACCUCCAACAUUACCUUUUCAACAAAACCACAAAUUUAGGCCUAAUUAUAAAAACCAUUUUCCUAAUCCUUUCUUUAAACCCCAUAAAUUACCCACUUCUUCUCAUAAUCAUGGAUUCAUCUCAGCUUCACAAGCUGAUGAACAGCUUGGGGAACAACUUAGUUCACUUAACAUUAAGAAGCCUAAUGUUGUUGAUACUACAACACAAGCAUUAGUGGCUGCAAAGAGACCGGACAAUGGUGGAGUGGAAGGCGAAGUUAUUUCUCUUCUUGCAAACCAUUUUCGAGUAAAAUUUGACCCGUGUCAGCAAAUUUUCCAUUACAAUGUCGAAAUAUCUCCAAAUCCUCCAAAGGAAGUGGCUCGCGCUAUAAAGAAGAAAUUUGUGGAAGAAAACUCGGCUUUGCUUUGUUAUGCUUCUCCUGCUUUUGAUGGUAGAAAAAAUUUGUAUAGUCCGGUUGAGUUUCGAAACAAUAGGCUCGAGUUCUUUAUUAAUCUCCCGGUUGUUCUGAAUAGCAAACCGUGUUUAGAGGGCAAUGCUAAGGGAGAAGUUGAGCAAAAAGUAAAGUUAUUUAGGAUCAACAUUAAUCUUGUUUCAAAACUAGAUGGAAAUGAGUUGAAGAAAUAUUUGAGCAAAGAGGGGGAUGAUUGGGUGCCACUUCCUCAGGAGUAUCUGCAUGCUUUAGAUGUUGUUUUGAGGGAAUGUCCUAACGAGCAAUGUAUCGCUUUAGGAAGGUCAAUGUAUUCGAUUUCGAUGGGAGGGAGUAGGGAAAUUGGUGGAGGGGCUGUUGGAUUAAGAGGAUUUUUUCAGAGUCUAAGGCCAACUCAACAGGGCCUUGCUUUGAAUGUAGAUUUUUCAGUGACUGCAUUUCAUGAGAGUAUUGGAGUAAUAGAGUUUCUGCAAAAACGGGUCAAGUUUUUGCAUGAUCUACCUGAUAGGAAGGAGAGGAGUUUGACAACAAUAGAGAGGAAGGAAGUCGAGAAGGAGUUGAAGAAUUUGAGGGUCUUUGUUUCUCAUAGAGAUGCUGUUCAGAAAUACCGGUUCCAUAGCUUGACUGAGGAAGCUACUGAAAAGCUCUGGUUUGAUGACCGCGAUGGAAGUAAAUUGAAGCUUGUUGAUUACUUUAAGGAUCAUUAUGAAUAUGAUAUCCAAUACAGGAAUCUUCCUUGUUUACAGAUUAGUAGGAGGAAGCCAUGUUACCUUCCUAUGGAGCUUUGCAUGAUUUGUCAAGGGCAGAAGUUCCUUGGUAAACUCUCAGAUGAUCAAACUGCUAGAAUUAUGAAGAUGGGAAGUCAAAAACCAAGAGAACGAAGAGCUAUUAUCAAUGGAGUCAUUAAUGGUCCGCUUGGACCAACAAGUCACGGAGAAGAGUUCAAACUACAAGUCACGAAAGAAAUGACACGAUUAAAUGGGAGAGUUCUUAGGCCUCCAAAGUUGAAGCUCGGAGAUGGGGGAGUUGUAAGUGAUGUACUUCCUUCUAGCAUUGAUCGGCAAUGGAGCCUUUUGGGUGGGCAUGUAGUUGAAGGGACACGAAUUGAGAGGUGGGCAUUGAUGAGUUUUGGCGGAACCCCUGAUCAAAAAUCUUAUGUCCAUAAAUUUAUAAGCCAGUUAUGUUUCAAGUGUGAGCAAAUGGGCAUUCUCCUCAAUAGAUCUACCAUCAUUACCCCACAAUUCGAGUCAAUCCAUGUCCUAAACAAUGUCACUCUCUUGGAAAGCAAACUAAACAAAAUCCAAAGGGAAGCCUCAAACAAUCUACAGCUCCUCCUGUGCUUAAUGGAGAAGAAACAUAAAGGUUAUGGAGAUUUUAAAAGAAUAGCUGAAACCCGAGUUGGAGUUGUAACCCAAUGUUGCUUAUACUCAAACCUUGGUAAACCGAAUUCCCAAUUCUUGACAAACAUGGCACUCAAGAUCAACGCCAAAGUUGGUGGAUCAACAGUUGCAUUAUUCAACUCGUUACCCUCACAAAUUCCCCGGCUUCUUACACAUGAUGAGCCGGUAAUAUUUAUGGGAGCAGAUGUAACUCAUCCUCACCCUCUUGAUGAUUGCAGUCCUAGUGUUGUGGCUGUUGUUGGAAGCACAAACUGGCCAUCAGCAAACAGAUAUGUGUCAAGAAUGAGGUCUCAAACACACCGCCAAGAGAUUAUCGAAGAUCUUGGAGAAAUGGUGAGUGAAAUACUAGUUGAAUUUGGCCAAGAGGUGAAGAGUCUCCCUAGAAGAAUAAUAUUCUUUCGAGAUGGAGUAAGUGAGACUCAGUUCUACAAAGUCCUAAAAGAAGAAUUGAAAUCAAUAAGAGAGGCAUGUGAUAAAUUUCCUGAUUAUAAACCAUUAAUCACGUUUGCUGUAGUACAGAAGCGGCACCAUACAAGAUUGUUCCCUGAUGAAAGUGAUCCAAAUUGUUUACCAUUCUGUGAUGAAAACGUUCCUCCUGGAACUGUGGUUGACUCAGUGAUCACUCACCCUAAGGAAUUCGAUUUCUAUUUAUGCAGUCAUUGGGGAACCAAGGGAACAAGUCGACCAGCACACUACCAUGUACUGUGGGAUGAAAGCAACUUCACUUCUGAUGAGUUUCAGAAGUUGGUUUAUAGCUUAUGCUUCACAUUCGUAAGGUGUACUAAACCAAUUUCUAUCGUACCCCCUGCUUACUAUGCCCAUCUUGCUGCAUAUAGGGGCAGACUGUACCUUGAAAGGUCGGAAUCUUCUACCAUGUCUCGGCUUGGUCCUCCAAAGCCAACUCCUUUGCCUAAGAUAAGCCAAAAUGUAAACAAGUCUAUGUUCUAUUGCUGACUGAUUAAGUUCUUCAUUUUUAUCUACUGAAACUAACAUGAGAUACUUUAGCUUGUAGAUUAUGGUAAACAGCCAAAAGGAUCUGUGCUUUGUUGGUUUAGCUUAAAUUUCCCAAUGAAACCAUAUCUCAAGUGUAAUGUAUCGUGUCCAUUAUAAACGGGUUGGAAAACUUCAACACUAACCCGGGCCGUUAAAUAAAUGUGUGGUGUUGUGUUGACC
Messenger RNA from Spinacia oleracea (spinach), 3485 nucleotides. Its product is annotated as protein argonaute 7. The record is from RefSeq and is a predicted model, not a curated record. The coding region runs from base 237 to 3266 and encodes 1009 amino acids. The transcript has 3 exons. NCBI's taxonomy places the organism in Eukaryota, Viridiplantae, Streptophyta, Magnoliopsida, Caryophyllales, Amaranthaceae. Gene Ontology annotation, molecular function: RNA binding; protein binding.